Ylistrum balloti is the source of this 10382-nucleotide messenger RNA. RefSeq names its product proto-oncogene tyrosine-protein kinase ROS-like. Gene Ontology annotation, molecular function: ATP binding; transmembrane receptor protein tyrosine kinase activity; protein binding. The coding region runs from base 43 to 5298 and encodes 1751 amino acids. Lineage: Eukaryota; Metazoa; Mollusca; Bivalvia; Pectinida; Pectinidae. Gene Ontology annotation, cellular component: signaling receptor complex; membrane. The record is from RefSeq and is a predicted model, not a curated record. The transcript is spliced from 26 exons. Gene Ontology annotation, biological process: protein phosphorylation; positive regulation of kinase activity; cell surface receptor protein tyrosine kinase signaling pathway.
CAGCCUUAUACCUUCAUCGGCAGCUUCACAAGUAUAUCUGAGAUGUCAGGACUGCACUAUUACUCACACCGAAUGUUCUGGAAGAAUGAUGACAAUAAAAUUGUGGUUGGGGAUAUGGAAUGUAACCACACAUCAGAUGUCUCCAGCUACAGUGUAAAUGGCUUCACAGUGCUACAUCACUCCCUACAGCCAUACCCAGUUGGUAUGAAUGAGUCCACAUUGAUGAUCAUACCAGGAGCUGUCCCUACAGAAACCAUCCAGUGUCAAGGUCAUUGGGCAGAUUUCAACCUCACAUGGAGUCCAGCAACUGUCACCUAUGGCAAUGUCUUCUACGAAGUGUCUAUUGAAGUCCCACAUAGUUCUAACAAGAAAAUGCUGUUUCAGAAAAUGGAGGAAACUUGGUACAAAAUGCCAAACUUACCCCCUUACAGUGAGAUCAUUGUAUCACUGCGAGCCUAUACUUACUGGGGCAAUGGACCUGUCACCACAGUUACCGUUCACUCACCAAUGUCAGUGCCUGGUAAACCCCUGCAACCACGUGUGUAUGUAACACCAUACAAGGAUGCCCUCACUUCCCAUCAUGCCCUGGCAGCUGACUUCCGUUGGAUGAAGCCAAAUGUCACAAAUGGACCAAUCAGCCACUACAAUAUCUCUCAUUGGUCAAUGAGUGUUGGAAAUGGCCAGGUGUUUGUGGUGACCAGUCCAGCUAUUGCUCGACAUUUUAUCCUAGAAAACCUUCUUCCGAAUGCCUCAUACUCAUUCCAGGUGUGUGCUUGUACAGUGGUAGGCUGUGGUGAGAAAUCAGAUGUGAUUGUUGCCAAACAGGAUGUUGUACGACCUGUUCCUAAACUACUGGUAGCCACUGCUAUGUCAAUCAAGAUGGCAGAGAUCGACAGUUCUGUUUAUCUCACUGUUGCUAUGGAAACCGGUGUGCCAUCUGUAGCUGUUACAUAUCAGGCCCAGGAGGACAGAAAGUUUUGGAUUACUGAGGAUGGCAUGUUGAUGGAAUCUGUUAAUAAUGAGAAACAACUGCUGAUGAAGCUAAAUAAUUCUGGACUGGACCUGUCACUGGACUGGAUCAGUCGGACUCUGUAUAUUGUUGAGGUUGACCACACCAGAAACACCAGCUCUCUAGGGGCCUACAAGCUGGAUCAAGGUCAAUAUGUUAGCCUUCAGGACCGGCCUCAAGCCAUCGGGGCCAUUGUAGCUGACCCAUACACCAGCAAUGUGAUCUGGACAGAGGAGGGUUUGAACAAAAACCAGUACACUGUCUACAAAAUGAAUGCCAACUAUGACAUUGCAGCUGUAUUUACAACAAUGCGUAGACGGUUGCGACGAGAAGUUACCUCCCUUCCUUGUACAUGCCCCAUGACAGUAACAACAAGCAGUGCUCUGGCUGUGGACCAUUCAAGUAACAACAAAAUGGAGAUGAUUCUUUAUCAUUUGAGUGCCAAGGCUCUUAUAGCAGCUGAUAUAGAUGGUUGUCACUGCAGGACAAUCCUUCCUGGAAGUAGUGUUUCAGACUCUGCCCCUGACCUACUCUCAGUCGACCACUUAAACAUCUACUGGUACAAUAAGGCAGCUGGUCAACUAUAUGCUAUUGACAAAUCCAGCAAUGUUGUGACUCCUUAUGCCCUACCAGGAGUGAAUGAUCUCUUAGCCUACGGACCACAGCUUCAGCCACGACCAGGUCUGGGAUGUUUGGAUCCAGGACCAUAUAAUGGUAGUAUUGUGAUGGUACGCCACAGCAAUUCCUCUCUCACGAUCCUCCUUGAGGAGGUGGGUUGGCCAGCUGAGUGCGAAACAAUUUCCCACCCAAACACCAGGUACACUGUCUUCUUCAAGCAAGGAUCACAUGGGGAUCGAUGUGGUGUGGAUGGUCAUGACUGCAGAUCACAGACAUCGUACAAUCGCCAGAUGACAGUAUCAGGGCUAGAUCCAUACAUGGAGUAUGUGGUUCAUGGAGCUGUGAGUAACUACUACACAGAAAAGCUGGAUAAGGUUCUUGGUGACCCACAUGUCUUCCGCACCAAGGUGGGAGUGCCUUCCCCUGCAACUUCUGUCAUCCUUAAAGUGUUGACCUUUGAUAAGAUGACAGUACAAUGGUCACCCCCACUUCACAGCAAUGGCCCCCUAGAGGAAAUCACCUACAAGGUCAAAUGGACAGUAGUUACCAAGGGUCAAACCCAAGAAAUGGAAAUGACCCCAGUGAUAGAUCUAAUUACCAGUAUAACUAGAGUCCCUAUCCACAGUGUCACCCUUCAAAACCUGUUGCCUAACCAUCAAUACAAGGUCAAGAUCUUGGCUUCUAACAAGGAGCGACUGGUGUUUAGUGAAACAGCUGAGCUGAAGGCUAAGACUUUCGAGGGUCUCAAUGACAUCAAGCUGUUGGGCAAAUCAGAAGACACCCUCAAUGUUUCAUGGGACUUUCCAACUGAUGGAAGUGUGUAUGCUGUUGCCUUCAUCUACUAUCCGAUAGAGGAGAAGGAGGGGUCAUUGGUGAAGUUUAGUCAGACCGAGAUUCCCCAGAAAAAAACUAAAAACAACACAUAUUAUAGCUACAGUAUUACACACCUCCAGCCAUACACCAAGUACAGUAUCAGACUCAGACUCGUCUGGAUGAGUGUUAUGCGGAUGGACUGGCCCGAUGAUGAUGAAUUUGUUUAUAGGACUAAUGCCUCUAUUCCACAAGAGCCUCUCCCCCCCGAGAUACAAAAACUGAAAUCACAGGUGUAUGUUGUGCUAUGGCAAGAGCCACAGGUGAAUGGUGAAAGUAUAUCUCACUACAUCCUCCAGUACAGACAAACAGACACUGAUACAUGGGAACAGGCUUACAAUGGCACAGAGCUACGCUGGGUGGUAGACAAGGACAUCACACCUCCUGGGCAUGACUAUGUCUUCAGGGUCAAGGCCACAAAUGAAAUCGGUUGGGGACCUCCCAGUAAUUCCAGUCUGACCUUCUCCUACAUAGAGGCCCUUGUGUGGACAGACAACUCAAUCAUCUUAGCUGUUGGUCUACCAGUUGGCAUCGUCCUCAUCAUCAUUGUCAUCCUGGUGGCUUACUGCUAUGUGAGAUGGAAGAGACAGGAUCUCCAGAAGAAGCGACCACAGUUUGUGGCAGUGGCUCGUGGCCCUGACGUAGAACUGGCCACUUUAAGGGAACUGCCACACACUGCUUACCAACAGAGUAACACUUUGUAUGCCAUCAGUUUAAUUCCUACCGACAGUGAUAUUGCUUCCUUGCCCCACUUCCGAAGGGAUCAGUUGAUGCUUACAAAGUUCCUUGGCAGUGGAGCAUUUGGAGAAGUCUUUGAAGGUCUAGCCAAAAAUAUCCUGAGUGACACAUCUGGUGAAACAAAAGUGGCAGUCAAGACCUUGAGGAAGAGUGCCUCUGAUCAUGAGAAGGAAGAGUUUCUGAAGGAGGCAGUCCUCAUGAGUAAUUUUAAACACGAGCACAUUCUCAGUCUGUUGGGCGUCUGUCUGGACAAUGACCCAGAAUUCAUUAUCUUGGAACUGAUGGAGGGUGGGGAUCUCCUGUCCUUUCUCCGUGCUUGUCGACCAUCCACGACAAAUGCUGCAUUCCUGUGUAUUACAGACCUGGUGAAAAUAUGUGUUCAUGUGGCACGUGGAUGUAAAUACUUGGAGGAGAUGCACUUUGUUCAUAGAGAUCUGGCAGCCAGGAAUUGCCUUGUAUCCAGCAAGACACCAGCGGACAUGGUAGUGAAGAUUGGUGACUUUGGCCUGGCCAGAGAUAUAUACAAGAAUGACUACUACAGAAAGGAAGGGGAGGGACUACUUCCUGUACGAUGGAUGUCACCAGAGGCACUGGUUGAUGGAGUAUUCACUACACAGUCAGACAUCUGGGCAUUUGGCAUUCUGAUUUGGGAGGUUAUGACUUUUGGACGACAGCCAUAUCCUGCCAGAACCAACAUCGAGGUCCUACAUUAUGUACGAUCAGGCGGUCAGUUAGAACAGCCAGAAGGCUGUCCUGAGGAACUCUUCCAGAUGAUGAGAAGUUGUUGGGUAGAGGCAGAAGACCGUCCCUCAUUUUCAGUCAUCCUCCAACAACUUGAAGAAUUCCAUGACAAGUGUGUGUCACUUUUCGCUGACUACAUUGUCCCUAUACGAUCCCGCACAAUCAACCCAGAUGUGGGUGGCUCAACCUGUCAUCGUCAGCCAAGAGAGAGAAAAACGAGACGGAGGACCUUAUCACAUGGACAUGACCCUAAUUAUAAGGGAGACAAUGAAGUGCUAUAUAAAAAGAUUCAACAUGCUACGUCCUUUGAUAUGCCCGAGCCUCGUGAUGAGAUGGACCUGGAACUGACCUAUCGACAGAUAGCAAUGCAAAAUGGUGCAUGCACAGAGUAUCUCAUUCCCCAUACACAGGGCACACCAAAAUAUCUCCAACUCAUCCGUGACCCGGUAGACCGGCGCAAGUCCUCGCAGGGGUCCAGUCGCCACAGUUCCUGUUCUAGUGAUAUAUAUUCUCUAAACUCCAGUCUACAGGUGGCGCUGCCACCCCUGAAACAGUAUGAAUCAAUCCAUUCCAUAGACUCUGACCCAUGUCAAGAGGUCCCAUACUCCCCAGUCAACAGCAUUCCAGAAGGCUACGAAUUUGUACCUUAUCCUUCUCAUCUCACCAGAAAUAAAAUGGCCAACUCUGAUGGGUACGCUAUCGUCAAUGGGCCACCUCGCCUUGUGUCUAGUAGCAGUACAAACGACGGGAAGAGUGCUCCAAACGAUCAUUGUGUCCUGAACAGUUCCCUUUCUUCAGAAUACAAUACACAGGAUGGCACAAGUGCUCUGAAUAAUCAGUGUGCCCCAACUAGUACUCCUACUGGAUAUACAACAGUAAAUAUCCCCACUAAGGGUGGUUGCCCAGUGGGAACAAGUAGUAGUGCAGAGGUGAUUAUCAGCUACCCACGCAGCUCGGUAGAACGUGGAUACAGUAGUGCAGAGGCAAGGCUCUAUUACACAGGGCCAGCCUCUGACUUAGCUAACAACCUGAAAAACAAACAGAAACCGAUUUAUCCCCACAUCGCCCUCACAGACAGCAGGAACUAUGUAGACUGUAACAGAAACAAGGCCUCGUAUCUCAGCCUCGCUUCCAAGUCCGACUGUUCUCACCUUACACACAACUUUGACCCUGCUAAACUACAGGCUUAUUGGGCUAGUAAUAGUCGCCUCCCAGGGAAUCAGGACUCCAAGGUCCCUGGGGGGCGGUCUCGGGGCCAGGUCUAUCCUCUCAGUGAGGCCCUAGUGUCAGGAUACUCAGAUGUACAGGCCAGUCUGGUGUGACACAGGAUAUCUCAAGUAUAACACACAUAAAGGACUGUCUCUUAAGUUUAUAUAUGACAUCAGGAGUGUCAUCUGUGUUUAAAGGACUAAAGAUGUCUCAGAAUUACACAUGACUCAUCAGAGAUGAAUCAAAUGUUAUCUAGAACAUAAUGGUAUAUGGGAUAUCUGAAAAUACAAUAUAAUUAUGUUUUGGAUGUCUCAAACUGAUUUAUUGGGCACUUUGUUGUCUUGAGCUCAAAUGUGUGACUCUUAAAGAGUACUACAAUGUUGUGUGUUGACAACUCGUAAUAAUGAUGCUGUAAGCGUAUAUAUUUGCCACACUUUUUUUUUCCAUUGUUUUAACAAACCAUAUGAUGCAUAGGUGUAAAUGUCAUGAAAACUGCAUAAAGAGAAAAUGCAUAAUGAUAAUUAUGUGAAAUAUUCCAUGAAAAGUGCUUGAAGAAUAUAUAAUGUACAGAUAUUUACAAUAUAUUACUGGAGAUAUGAGGUACACCUGUUUCUUGAUGUCAAAAAUACACUGCCAUGAUAAUUAUUUGACAGUACCUGGGAUAGGUUGAUCAGAACACACAGCCAUGAUAACAAUUACACAGUACCUGGGAUAGGUUGAUCAGAACACACAGCCAUGAUAACAAUUACACAGUACCUGGGAUAGGUUGAUCAGAACACACAGCCAUGAUAACAAUUACACAGUACCUGGGAUAGGUUGAUCAGAACACACAGCCAUGAUAACAAUUACACAGUACCUGGGAUAGGUUGAUCAGAACACACAGCCAUGAUAACAAUUACACAGUACCUGGGAUAGGUUGAUCAGAACACACAGCCAUGAUAACAAUUACACAGUACCUGGGAUAGGUUGAUCAGAACACACAGCCAUGAUAAUAAUUUCACAGUACCUGGGAUAGGUUGAUCAGAACACACAGCCACGAUAAUAAUUUCUCAGUACCUGGGAUAGGUUGAUCAGAACACACAGCCAUGAUAAUGAGUACACAGUACCUGGGAUAGGUUGAUCAGAACACAAAGCCACGAUAAUAAUUUCACAGUACCUGGGAUAGGUUGAUCAGAACACACAGCCACGAUAAUAAUUUCACAGUACCUGGGAUAGGUUGAUCAGAACACACAGCCAUGAUAAUGAUUACACAGUACCUGGGAUAGGUUGAUCAGAACACACAGCCAUGAUAAUAAUUUCACAGUACCUGGGAUAGGUUGAUCAGAACACACAGCCACGAUAAUAAUUUCACAGUACCUGGGAUAGGUUGAUCAGAACACACAGCCAUGAUAACGAUUACACAGUACCUGGGAUAGGUUAACCAUAGGCUUUUUGUGUGCUAAUAGAAGUAGUUCAUGUUGAUUAGAUGAAAUGUUGCUGCUCAUUUAUUACUUUACACUGAGUGAGACCAGGCUGUAAUAUACAACUGUCAAAGAAAUCAGCAUUAUUUUUACCAAGUAUGUCAUGUCAAAGGUAGUAAUAUUCAAGAUUCCACAUUAUUGCCAAACAAUGCACACCUCUUAAAACCAAAGAUUUAUGGUGUAAUAUGGUACAUAUAUGUGUGUGUGUGUGUGUUAGUCUGAUCCUGUGUUACAGUAACCAACCAUUUACUUAUAUACUCACCUUAGAUUUACACCCAACAAUGUUGGGAAAUAGAUGAAUUGGUCAGCCUGGGGUCAGCAUGAGGUCAUGCAGUGGUAGUAUUAGUCCUUAUCAAGCAAGCCAGACUCUGGUUGGAGUCUGAACAACAUCGAAAUUCUGGUCAGAUGUAGUCUUGGAAUUCAUAAGAUGACAAGACGUUUCCUAACGACGUUGGUCCCCACAUCCUGUAUAUAAGAUCUUAUAGAGCAAUAUAGAACUGAGCUGAAGUCAUUUUCAGAUUCUACUAAACACCAAAAGCUGUCAUUAUCUGAUAUACAUAUAUAUAUAUAUUUGUGAAUAUUGUACCAUGUUAUGACUUUUGUCUUGUUGAUAGUGUUUAUGAUGUUGUUUAUGAUAUCAAGUUUUAACAAAAGUCCCAUAUACAUUUGUGUAAUACAUUGUUCUGCUCAGUAGAGUAUAGCUAUUGUUUUCUGUCCAAGGUGACCUCGACUUCCACGUUUGUUUAUGAUGAGAACCUGGUGACUUUCACUUGUUCAUGUUCAAGAUAACCUUGAUCACUCUUUGCGUCUGAGGUAACCUUGACUUUCAUGUUCAUGUCCAGGUUAACUUUGAUCACCAAUUGUGUCCAAGGUGACCUUGACCUUCAUAUUCAUGCCCAAGGUAACUUUGAUCACUGUUUGUAUCCAGGGUUACCUUGACCUUCAUAUUUCUGUCCAAGGUAACCAUGAAUACUGUCUGUUCAAGGUGACCUUGACCUUCAUGUUCAUGUCCAGGGUAACCUUGAUCGAUGUUUGUGUCAAUGAUGACCUUGACCUUAAUGCUUAACAUGUUCUGUACCCAUUCCAGCUAACAUUAACCUCAUCACAGUAGAAAAUAAUUCUUAUGUGAUGUUAACAAAGCAGUUAUCAGGUAAAUAAUCUUAACUUUGAUGAAUUGUGAAAGAAGUUCAUUGUUAAAAAACAGACAGCCAUUGCCCAAGGUGAAGUGAUCAUUGUUAUAUAAGGUGGUGGUUCAUAUUGAUACCAGACAUGGUUAACCUAUUGCUUGGCAGUAUAUGAUAUGAAAUCAAGAAUUGUCAUCAAAAGAUAAAAGAUUAAUACACAAGAUUUUAAAAAAAGUAGAGAUGUUGAUGCCAUUUAAGAUAUGCUGUAAUGGAAUGGAAAUGUGUACAAUUUCUUUAGCACUAAGAUACUGUAUAUGAUUCAUGAUUAUACCCCACUUAUUAUUUGUAUUGUAAGGAUUUUUUAAAAUUCUUACACUGUACUAUCCUUAAAUAAUGAAAUAUAUAUAAAUCAAUCAGCAAUGUUUUAUCCAAAGGCAUUGUAAGUUAAGUUUUCUCAGCAACUCUGAGAACUUUUUAAGUUAAGGACCAGCAUAAUAAAAAAUAGUAUUUGGUUGUGGUUUAGUGUGUCCCAUAACAGCAUCACUUCACAUUAAUAUUGAGAUAAGAUAAUUAACUUAGGUAUCAGAAGACUUACCCAAAAACACCCUGGACAUUCAGUAUCGAAAUCAGCCUCUACUUGUAUUGGUUUGUGUUUUUUAACCCACAAAUCAGGCUUGUUCCCAUUUUCUUAUAAAAAAAACAGUCUGCCUAUUAAAAGAAAAUGUGUAGGAAAAGAGAUCUGCUCAAUGUGUAGAGAAAGUGUUGUACAAAAAAAACAGUGUAUAGGGAAGGUUGAAAACCCAUCAUGUUGUAGAGAAAGUAGGAAAAAGGCAGUGUAUAGGGAAGGUUGAAAACCCAUCAUGUUGUAGAGAAAGUAGGAAAAAAGCAGUGUAUAGGGAAGGUUGAAAACCCAUCAUGUUGUAGAGAAAGUAGGAAAAAGGCAGUGUAUAGGGAAGGUUGAAAACCCAUCAUGUUGUAGAGAAAGCAGGAAAAAAGCAGUGUAUAGGGAAGGUUGAAAACCCAUCAUGUUGUAGAGAAAGCAGGAAAAAAGCAGUGUAUAGGGAAGGUUGAAAACCCAUCAUGUUGCAGAGAAAGUAGGAAAAAGGCAGUGUAUAGGGAAGGGUGAAAAACCCAUCAUGGUGUAGAGAAAGUAGGAAAAAGGCAGUGUAUAGGGAAGGUUGAAAACCCACCAUGGUGUAGAGAAAGUAGGAAAAAAGCAGUGUAUAGGGAAGGUUGAAAACCCACCAUGGUGUAGAGAAAGCAGGAAAAAAGCAGUGUAUAGGGAAGGUUGAAAACCCACCAUGGUGUAGAGAAAGUGGGCAAUAACCAACUUGUAGAGAAAGCAGGAGCCAAGCAAGAUGUGUAGGGAAGGUUGGAAGCUAGCUUGGAGUAGAAAAAGUGGAAACUAAGAAUGUGUAGCAGAAAAAGGAAACCAAGUAUUGUAUAAAGAAUGUGGGAACCAGGUAUAUAUAUGCUGUACAAUAUACUGCAAUGUGUAGAAGAGCUAGGAUAAGCAUCUUGCACCAACACAGUGUGGUUCAGUCAGGUUAAUGAUCACAUGCUACACAAGUAUUAGUGAAGCGUUUAUCACUUUAUUUUGACCAAAAUCAUUUCUUAUUGAAAAUGCGAACUGCAACAAGGAGUUGUAUAAUAUGUUUCUAUAUUUUUAUAAUUAUCUGACUGUGGAAGCAUUAUUAGAAUGUGUUACAGUGACUUGACAAUCACCAAGUGUUACCAACCUUCAUGUGUUCCAGUUGUAUCAAAGCAUGAUAAAAAAUUUCUUACAUAUUGUCCUGAAUGACUUAGUUAAAUUUCACGUUCCACAGUCACAUGGCAAUGUACAGGAAGGUUAACCUGCCCCUAUAAUUCUGCCAUUAGGUGAAAUGGUGAAAAUAUCAAAAUAAUAAUUUGAGAUAGCAAUAAAAUAUCUUUAUCUUGGAGAGCUUUAAUAUAACCUUGAUUUAGAGGAGUCCUAGCGGCCCUUGUUUUACCAAAGUGUGUCCGGUAUUGGCUGUUAGCAGGGUCCAAACCAGCAAAUUUUGUACAUUUGUUCACUUUGACCAAAUUGUUUAUGGUUAUCAUUUUUUCACCAAGUUUCAUUUACACCCAAUAGUAUUUACUGGAAACAACUACAUUUAAUAGUGGCUUUAUUUUAAUAUCAUUAAUAUCAUCAAAGAUGAGAAAUUUGUCAACUAAUGAAGCAAAAAAUCACUGUGUAAAGAAAAUGACACUUGCAUAUCAAAAUUUAAAAAGUUUUACAAUUUUUUGUUCUAAAUGAAGUAUCUAUAAAAGCCAUACCCUAACUUCACUCAGUGGUUCAGUUUAUUGUUAUGAUAAGACAAUCAAGAUUGCUUUACAAACUAGGAGAAAUUCUUUGUAAACUGGAAACAAAUUUGAUGAUCAUCAAAAUAGGUGUGUUGUGUAAUUGCUGCGGCAUUCCCAAUGUAGUUAUGAGAUUUUAUUUCAGAGGACUGGUUUUCACGGAUCAUCAGUAUCUUGUCAGCUUAUGUACAGAUUUUGUUGUCAAUGUUAUGUUUUCAUCUUUACCAAUUUUAAUCAUGGGUCUUUAUUGAUUACAGAUUAUUUUAUGAUUAAAUAAAAAAGAUAAUGUUA